Theileria orientalis strain Shintoku is the source of this 750-nucleotide messenger RNA. RefSeq lists its product as uncharacterized. The record is from RefSeq and is a predicted model, not a curated record. Lineage: Eukaryota; Apicomplexa; Aconoidasida; Piroplasmida; Theileriidae. The transcript is spliced from 4 exons. Bases 1 to 750 code for a protein of 249 amino acids.
AUGGCGUUGUUCUCAAGAGCCAGGUUAGCCUUGGAUUCCAGACUACUGAGUGCUGCAGCGCUCACAAGAGCCUACGCGUCAAUCUCUUUUCAAAAAACAGCAGGAUGUUGCAAUUUUGACCGCUUAGCCAGGAACCAGGUGCGCAAAUUUAGCUCCGAGGAAGGAGCAGGAAGGGCUGAAAUGAGCCUCGCGAGAGUAAUGUCGAAAAUGAGCUCGACGCUGGAAUCGGAGUCAGUAAACGUCGUGAAGGUCCCGAAUAUGGGAAAAAACGUAGAUAAGUGUAAAAUAUUUAAGUGGGUGAAGAGGCCUGGGGACUAUGUGAACGUGGACGACCUAAUAUGUAUAAUAGAGACGGACCUGGUUUUCGGAAAGGUGUACUCGCGACUGGCCGGCACGAUGAUCGAGAGCGUGAACCAAGAAGGAUCCAUGGUUUCCGUCGGAUCGGACCUGGCCGUGCUCGUGAACAACCAGAUGCUGGGCCCGGGGUCGGAAGACUGCGAGGCCUCGAGGCUCGGCGUGGAGCAGAAGAGGGCCUUUUCCACCGCCAAGUACGUGCCUUCGAUAUCGUUCAGCAGGUGCAAGCUCGGCGGAAACGCACCAGCCAGGGGCAGCGGCGCCCUUGCAUCAGGUAGCCCCGACGGAGUCGCAGUGCUGGACGACUUCUACAAGUCGCCGUACAGAAGCUGGUUCAGAAGCAUAAGCGAGGAGGAGAUAGCCACGGUCAACCAGGGCACAGUGGAUGUAAAAUAG